This is a messenger RNA of Vespula pensylvanica (western yellowjacket), 1401 nucleotides long. RefSeq names its product dnaJ homolog subfamily C member 24-like. NCBI's taxonomy places the organism in Eukaryota, Metazoa, Arthropoda, Insecta, Hymenoptera, Vespidae. The transcript has a single exon. The record is from RefSeq and is a predicted model, not a curated record. Gene Ontology annotation, biological process: positive regulation of ATP-dependent activity. Gene Ontology annotation, molecular function: ATPase activator activity; ferrous iron binding. The coding region runs from base 445 to 864 and encodes 139 amino acids.
GCGUUUAUUUAAAUGAUAACUUAUCAAUAAAGAAGCAAAUUCUGCAUUUCCUUGUGUCCCUUUCGAAAUCCUUUUUAUCACUUUAUUAAUUAUAGAGAUUUUUCAAAACAAUACAUAUAAAUUAAAACAGUUAAAAUAAAUACUUCGAAAUGAUACGUGAUAAAGGAGUUAUGUGAAGAAUUAGUUAAUACUUGAAGUUGCUAGAUGACGCGCAGUUCUGUUGUUAAGACGCCUGAAACUAUGCAACGUUUUAUACGUAUAGGCAUUGCUUAACUCAUCGAAUAGGAUAACUCAUCGUACUGCGCAGUCGCAUCAUGAUACAUGUAGAAUAGAUAAAAUGAAGUAAACGAUAUAACCUAUAAAAUAUUUUAUAAACUCAAGUCACAAUAAUACUGAAAUAAUUAAAUAAUUUAACACGCAAAUAACCAAACAAAGAAGGAAACGAUGGAUAUAUAUGAUUAUUAUAAUACACUUGGCUGUUCUAUGGAUUCAUCGUAUGAGGAUAUAAAACAUGCAUAUUAUCAUCGAGCACGUCAGCUUCAUCCGGAUAAAACCAUUGGAACAGAGGAAAAUACUAAAGAAUUUCAACUUCUUGCCGAAGCUUGGUCUAUUCUAAAAGAUCCCGACUUGAGAAAAAAGUAUGACACUGAAUGUAAACAAGCAGAAUUAGAAUCUAAUAACAUUAUAGUUCAUGCGACUGUACAUUCACAUGAAUUACAAGCAACAAAUAAAAAGGAUGUAUUAAGUUUUCCGUGCAGAUGUGGCAAUUAUUACAAAAUAGAUAAAGAAAUACUCGAAGAAAAAAAUUGUUCAAUUUAUGUGACUUGUGAAGAAUGUACUUUUAUUAUCAUUGUUAAAACAUGAUAUUUUAAACAGUUUUUAGAAAGACAAACAUUUUUGUAAGUUAUAUUUUAACAUGUACAGUUAUUGUUGAAGUAUUGAAGUAGUAAUGAAAUUGUCCAGAAAUCAAUACAAAACAAAAUCUUACCUGUACAUUAUUUAAAUUAAAAUUCCAAUUUUUAUUUUUUAUCAUAUAUCUUAUGGGUCUUUAAUAAUCUUCAAACUUCACAUCAUCGUCAAAAAUAACAAAUGAUUUUUUGAAUCUUCACAUUUUUUUUUACUUCUAUUGUUAUCAUUAUAAAAAUAAAUCUAACAGCACGUCGUAGAAAAUUGAAACAUACUAUGCUCAAAUAUACAUAUGUAUAUACACAUAUAGUAUAUAGUUCUUUCCAUUUAAUUUUUUAGUUGUUGCUACAUUUCCAACAUUAAAAAAAUAUUGUCUAUUUAUAUAGGAAACAAAAUGUACAGAUUCUAUUUUACUGUUAAACAAAUUUUUCUUUAAUGUAACAAAUUGUAUAUGACAGUAUAUUGUAAAUAAAAAUACGAUUUUUCUAAAAUGGA